This is a messenger RNA of Triticum aestivum (bread wheat), 885 nucleotides long. Its product is annotated as acyl transferase 15-like. The transcript has a single exon. Lineage: Eukaryota; Viridiplantae; Streptophyta; Magnoliopsida; Poales; Poaceae. The record is from RefSeq and is a predicted model, not a curated record. The coding region runs from base 1 to 885 and encodes 294 amino acids.
AUGGGCGUCGUGGUGAGGAAAUCCUCGACGGUGGUCGUGAGGCCACCACCGGAGCCGAUGACGGCCACCGUCAACAUCAACCUCUCGCCUUUGGACAAGAACGUCAUGUCCGUGCCAGCGGCGGUGUUCAUGGUGUUCGACGGUCGGAUCCCCGAACCUGCCGCGACCAUAGAGAGGGCUCUGUCCCAAGCUCUAGCCCACUACUCCCCAGUCUCAGGCCGCCUCGCUGCCGGAGCCGAGCAGGGCGAGUUCCACAUCAGGUGCACCGGCGAGGGCGUCCCGUUCGUGGCCGCGGCCGCGGACUGCGCUCUCAAGGACGCCGAGUUCUUCGGCCGGUCGGUGGCCGGCGCGCUGCUGGAGGAGCUGGCCAUCUACUACCCGGCCGAGCACUGCGGUUUCGGUGACCCUCUGCUCAUGAUGCAGGUCACCGAGUUCUCCUGCGGCGGCUUCGUCGUCGGGGUAACGUGGAACCACGUCGUCGCCGACGCGGCCGGGAUCGGCCAGUUCCUGCAGGCCGUCGGCGAGCUCGCGCGCGGGCUGCCGUCGCCGUCCGUGGCCCCGGUGAGGUGGGACGACGCGCUGACGGCGGUGCCUCCGCCCGCCGACGGCUUCGUGGAGCUGAUGAUGACGCUCCAGCCGGCCGACAUGGCCGCGCUCGACGUCACCGUGCCAUGGGGCCUAAUCGACCGCAUCAAGGAGAGCUCCAACGCCAGCGGAUCAUCAAGGUCAAGGCCGCCGUGCACGACGUUCGAGGCGGUGACCGCGCUGCUGUGGCAGUGCCGCACCCGCGCGGUGGGGCUGUCGUCCAGCCCGGAGGAGCCCGUGGCGCUCUACUUCGCGGUGAACGCGCGCGUCUUUGUUUUUCGAUUCCAUCCACGGAAUUAA